Molecule: messenger RNA, 4190 nt
Organism: Apis florea (little honeybee)
Lineage: Eukaryota; Metazoa; Arthropoda; Insecta; Hymenoptera; Apidae
Gene: stc
Product: nuclear transcription factor, X-box binding stc
Biological process (GO): negative regulation of transcription by RNA polymerase II
Cellular component (GO): nucleus
Molecular function (GO): zinc ion binding; DNA-binding transcription factor activity, RNA polymerase II-specific; RNA polymerase II transcription regulatory region sequence-specific DNA binding
Source: RefSeq, a predicted model, not a curated record
GCCAUCUAUCCCACAAAUAGUAAAUUAAUUCUCUCGUUCAUUCAAUAUCUAACAAGGUUCUAAAGAUCUCUCAUUAAAAAUUAUGGCUACUUGGGAUGGUUCUUACUCAGGACCAGAUGAUCAAAAUUGUUACGUUUAUUCCGAUCAAAAUGUUUCUGGAACUGUAACAAGAAACUGGACAUUAUUUCCUAAUAAUAUAAAUAAUGAUUAUUUACAACCUAAUCACGAAUUUUAUGUACAAAAUGAACCUAUAUUUGAACAAAAUAAUCCAAAUACUUUCUAUCAAUCAAAUACAAAUGUCAUGCCAAAUUUAUUGACCACAAGCACUUAUCAUGGUCAUGUAACAAAUUCUGUAGGUAAUACAGAAGUAUUAAAUAAUCAAGAAUAUUUUCCAAAUGUCGAUUCUCAACAAUGUUAUAUAUAUGAAAACAAUUGGAAUUCUGAUUAUAAUUUAUUAAAGAAUAAGAUAAAACAUGAUUCUAUAAAAAGAAUUAAAAAGACUUCAAGUAACAUAACAAAUCAUUCAAAAUUACAUGUUAUGGCACAAGAAUUUGUACCAAAUAAUAAAGAAGAUGAUGAUAAAAAGAAAAAUAAUGAAUUAUUAAAUACAAAAUCUAUUAAUGAUUCAGAUGUUUGUGUUAAAGAAAAUAACAAAAAAUCAAAUAAAUAUUUCUUUUGUAAUGCAAAUAGAUAUGAAAAAAAAUAUAAUAACAAAAGAAGUUCUAAUUAUAAACCUAAAGAAGGACAACAAGAUCAAUAUUAUAGAAGAAAUACAAAUACAAAUUCUUAUCCACAACAAAUGAAGACACCUUAUAAAUUUCUAGGUAAUAAAUACUUUACCAACAAAUAUUAUUCGGGAAAAUCUCAAGUAAAUUCAAAAUAUGUAAAUGAAGAUGCAUCAGAUAAACGUACAAUGAAUAACAAUGAUGCUUGUAAUAGUAAAAAAGAUUCUAUUACAAAUUUAAAUAAAAAAGAAAGAGAAUCAUCUUUAAAUAUGAAUAUGAAUAUAAAUAAAAAUAAAAAUUUAUCAAAUGAGGAUAAUGAUGAAAGAUCUAUUAUUGCUGAUAAUAUACAGUCUAAUGAUAUAUCACAAUCUAAUAAUCUAAUUAAGGAAUUAACUUACUAUAAUUCUGGCCUAAAACAAACUUAUAAUAAUCAUAAAAGUAUAAGAAAAUAUAAUGAUAGAUAUAAUAGAGAGGAAAAUUAUAAAGAAAAGCAAUUUCAAUAUCAAGGAUAUAGUAGAGAAAAUUAUUACAAAGAAGAUAAAUUUAAAGUAAAAGGCCAAAUAUAUAACAAUGGAGAAUAUAAUGAAUAUAAAGAAAAUUUUAGUGAGGAAACUGGAUGAACAAAGGAAGUAAAAGAAAAAAGACAUAAUUAUCAAGGAUAUAGCGGGUUUAAAGAAUAUAAUAAGGAAAGUAAAAUGGAAAUUUUUAAAGAAAAAGAUAAAAAUAAACAUUAUGUAUUUGGAAAUAAAGAAAAAGGAAAUGAAUAUUGGCGAAAUAAAAAAGAAAUUAGCGAAAGAAAUAAUAUCCAAAAACGAGGACAAAAUAAAAGAUCACCAAUUGAUGAUGAUGCAAGUCAAAGAGAAAGAUUAACAGAGCAGCUGAAUAGGGGGCAAUUGGAAUGUUUAGUAUGUUGUGAAUAUAUUAAACAAAACGAUUAUAUUUGGUCAUGUUCUAAUUGCUAUCAUGUUCUACACUUAAAAUGUAUUAAAAAAUGGGCAAAAUCAUCACAAGCUGAAAAUGGAUGGAGAUGUCCAGCAUGUCAAAAUGUUAAUUUAAUAAUUCCUGAAGAUUAUUUUUGUUUUUGUGGUAAAACAAAAGCACCUGAAUGGAAUCGUAGAGAUGUUGCACAUUCUUGUGGUGAAAUUUGUGGUAGAAUGUUAUCAAAAAAUAAUUGUCCUCAUAAAUGCACUCUUUUAUGUCACCCAGGAUCUUGUCCACAAUGCACUGCAAUGGUAGCAAAAUAUUGUGGCUGUGGUAAAACUUUGCAAACAGUGCAAUGUAGUGUUCAUAAAUUAUUAUUGUGUGAUUCCAUAUGUGAUAAGAAUUUAAAUUGUGGCAGACAUAAAUGUCAAAAAAAAUGUCAUCAUGGAGAAUGUGCAAAUUGUGAAGAAACAAUAACACAAAAAUGUUUUUGUGGUAAAAAUACAAGAGAAAUAACUUGCCAAAGUAAUAUUUCACUUACAUAUUCUUGUGAAACAGUUUGUGGUAAAUUAUUAGAAUGCGGCAAUCAUACUUGUACAAAGUUAUGUCAUGCAGAUGCUUGCGAAUCUUGUUCUUUAAUUCCUGAGAAAAUUACAACUUGCUGUUGUGGACAAACACCAUUAACAGAUAAAAGACAAAAUUGUUUAGAUCCAAUUCCUAUAUGUGAAAAAAUAUGUUCGAAAAAUUUAAAAUGUGGACAACCUAAUAAUCCUCAUAAGUGUAAAGCAAGAUGUCAUGAAGGAGAUUGUCCUGUUUGUGAUUUAUCUACAGAUGUUAAAUGUCGUUGCGGAAAUAUGGAUAGAGAAAUAGCUUGUAAAGAUUUAAUAUCAAAAGCUGAUGAUGCAAGAUGUGAAAAAAAAUGUAUAAAGAAAAGAUCUUGUGGCAAACACAAAUGUAAUCAACUAUGUUGUAUAGAAAUAGAACAUAUUUGUCCAUUAAUUUGUUCUAAAACUUUAAGUUGUGGUAGACAUAAAUGUGAACAAAGAUGUCAUAAAGGGAGAUGUCAACCUUGCUGGCGUAGUAGUUUUGAUGAACUAUAUUGUGAAUGUGGAUCUUCAGUGAUAUAUCCUCCUGUUCCAUGUGGAACAAGAAGACCUGUAUGUGAUAAACCUUGUUCUCGCCAGCAUUCUUGUGGGCAUGAAGUAUUGCAUAAUUGUCAUAGUGAAAUAACUUGCCCACCUUGUACUGUUCUCACUCAAAGAUGGUGUCAUGGUAAACACGAAUUACGAAAAGCUGUGCCAUGUCAUGUUAAUGAAAUUUCAUGUGGUUUAUCAUGUAAUAAACCUAUAUCUUGUGGUCGACAUAAAUGUAUUACUAUUUGUCAUCCUGGACCAUGUGAAAAACCAGGACAACAGUGUUCUCAGCCUUGCACUACUUUAAGAGAAAUGUGUGGACAUAUUUGUGCUGCUCCAUGUCAUGAGGGUAAAUGUCCAGAUACACCUUGUAAGGAAAUGGUUAAGGUGACAUGUCAAUGUGGACAUAGAACUAUGUUUCGUGUUUGUGCUGAAAAUUCUAAAGAAUAUCAAAGAAUAGCAAGUAGUAUAUUAGCUAGUAAAAUGGCUGAUAUGCAACUAGGUCAUUCUAUUAAUUUGGAAGAAGUGUUUGGUCAAGGAGUAAAAAAACAAAAUCAGUUAAAAACUUUAGAAUGUAAUGAUGAAUGUAAAAUAAUAGAACGGAAUAGAAGAUUGGCAUUAGGUUUACAAAUUAUAAAUCCAGAUUUAAGUGGAAAAUUAAUGCCUAGAUAUAGUGAUUUUAUGAAACAAUGGGCUAAGAAGGAUCCGCAUUUUUGUCAAAUGGUUCAUGAAAAAUUAACAGAGUUGGUUCAGUUAGCAAAGAUUUCUAAACAAAAAUCACGCAGUUAUUCUUUUGACAGCAUGAAUAAAGAUAAGCGUCAUUUCAUUCACGAGUCUUGUGAACAUUUUGGCUGUGAAAGUCAGGCAUAUGAUCAGGAGCCAAAAAGAAAUGUUGUUGCAACUGCUGUAAAAGAUAAAUGUUGGUUACCUAGCUAUAGUUUAUUAGAAAUUGUACAACGAGAAAAUGGUCAAAGAAAAGUUCCAGGUCCAAUGUUAAAUACUACAAAAACUGAUGGAUCUGUGAAGACAAUAUUAUCACUGCCUGCGAAAAAAACUCAAAAACCAGACACGCCAUCAAGCAUAAAAACAUCAGAGCCAGAAAUAGAUUAUUUUGAUUAUCAAGGUUAAGAUUACUAUCUCUGUAUUAUGUAAAGUGUAAGUAAUAUAAGUGAUGCAAUUAAUGUCAUAUUAGAUAAAAAUGUGUUGUUAAAUAUAUAAUUGAUUAAUUAAACAUUUUAAUAACAUUUAUUCUUUAUAAAAAUAUAUAACAUUAUUAUAAUAUUACUGUUUAAAUUAAUGCUGUUCAAUUUAUGAGAAAUGCGAAUUUGUAAGACUUUAUUUUCUUCUAUGUAUCAUAUCAAAAGAUAGAUGAAGUUCAGAAACAAAUCAUCAAAUUAAAUAUAAUUAAAUG